AUGGGAAGCUUCUUUUACUCUUCGGUGUUGUUGAUGCAGCUAUUGGUGCUGCAACCAUGGCUCAGCAUUGCAUCAACUCAACCCAAAAACUCCCAGACAUAUAUCAUCCACAUGGAUCACUCGCAGAAACCUCCACACUUCUCGGACCAUGAAUCAUGGCACCACCAAACCCUAAAGUCCCUUUCCUCGGUUUGCGAUGAAGAUGAAGAUAAUCAUAGAGGAACAUUUCUGUACUCUUAUACUCAUGUCAUGCAAGGCUUUAGUGCGAAGCUCACCCCUUGCCAACUAUCGCAAUUGGAGAAAUCUCGAGCUCAUCUUGCCACGUACAAAGAGUCCUUCGGCAAGCUGUUCACAACUCAUACGCCAAAGUUCCUGGGACUGAAGCGGAAUUCCGGCAUAUGGCCAACGGCAUCUUAUGGGGAAGAUGUGAUCAUCGGGAUGAUUGAUACUGGAAUUUGGCCGGAAAGUGAGAGUUUUAGCGACAAGGGGAUGGCUAAAGUACCGUCGAGAUGGAAAGGGAAGUGCGAGAAUGGCACAGCUUUUAGUCCUUCUAUCUGCAACAACAAACUGAUUGGAGCGACAUCUUUUAGCAAAGGACUCGAGGCUGCUGGUCUCAAUAUCUCCACCGAGUUCGACUUUGACUCGCCUAGAGACUUCCUCGGUCACGGCAGCCACACAUCAUCCACCGCUGCUGGUAAUCAUGUCGUUGGUGCUAAUCACUUUGGUUACGCACAAGGCGUAGCAAGAGGCAUGGCACCAAGAGCACAUAUCGCCAUGUACAAAGUCCUUUGGGCAUCCGACUCGUUUUCAUCUGCGUCUACCGAUAUUCUAGCCGGCAUGGAUCAAGCGAUUUCCGAUGGGGUCGAUAUAAUGUCAAUAUCUUUGGGCUUAGAUCACACACCCUUUUUUGAGGAUGUAAUCGCUAUCGCCUCACUUUCGGCCAUAGAAAAGGGAAUUGUUGUAGUUUGUGCUGCUGGAAACGAUGGACCAGGGUCAAGUUCGAUAUAUAAUGGUGCACCUUGGAUCAUGACCGUAGGUGCUGGCACGAUAGACCGAAGUUACAUGGCUACGUUAGAAUUAGGAAACGGGCUAACCUUCGUAGGCACCUCAUACUUCCCAAUGAGCGUUUCUAUUACUAAUACACACCUAUACUAUGGGAAUAACGAUCCAAGAAAAGCCGGAUGUUCAGCUCUAAAUCCACUUGAAGUCGCAGGAAAGAUUGUCUUAUGUGACGAUAGCAACCCGGAUCUUAACUCGCAGAUGGAUGUAGUAACGAGGGCUGGUGCAUACGCUGCGAUUUUCUUGACGGAAUCGUUGUUUUUGGAUCCAGAAGACUACACGAGCCCCGGAAUCUUAUUGCAUACCAGUUACGCGGCUGCAAUAAAGGAAUACGCGAUGAAAGGGAACACAUCUAUUGUAAAGAAAAUGAAAUUUGUGUUAACGGAAACUGGAACCGGACCUGCACCUGAGGUGGCGUAUUUCUCGUCAAGAGGACCUGAUCCGAUCACUCCGAGUGUUCUAAAACCCGAUAUCCUUGCUCCUGGAGUCGAUGUUCUGGGAGCCGUAAGACCAGACUUGCCGUUUAUGGUGGUCGGAAAAUACGAUUUAGUCACAGAUUACGCACUCUACUCCGGUACAUCAAUGGCGGCACCACAUGUAGCCGGAGUUGCAGCCCUCUUAAAAUCCAUUCAUGGUGACUGGACUCCAGCAGCGAUCCGAUCAGCUCUGAUGACCACUGCAACCAACACAGACAAUAGAAAUGGAAUCAUUGAAGACCAAUGGUAUAAUCAACCUGCCACACCUCUAGAUUUCGGGGCUGGCCAUAUCUAUCCGAACAAAGCCAUGGAUCCUGGACUCAUCUACGACAUGGGUUUUCAAGAUUAUAUCGAUUUCUUAUGUGGUCUUGGAUAUACCGAUCAACAGAUGAGUGCUGUAAUAAGAAGAAGUCGUUGGAGUUGCAGCACGAACCAUACUGAACUUAACUAUCCUUCGUUUAUUGCCGAUUUCUCAAACCAAACCACAUCUCCAUUAGAAAAGCAUUUCAUCAGGACCGUAACGAAUGUUGGAGAUCCUAGGUCCACUUAUCAGGCCGUCGUGGAAGUUCCGGCCAGGAUGACGGUUAGAGUCGAGCCAAAGACAAUCAGAUUCACGAGCAAAUAUCAAUCGGAAGACUUUGUAAUGAGUAUACAAAUGGACAAACGAUCUCCAAAUGUUACCUACGGGUAUCUGAAAUGGAUCGAUGAGCAUAACCACACGGUAUCUAGCCCUAUUGUAGUCAUCGGGAGUUGA
This is a messenger RNA of Cynara cardunculus var. scolymus (artichoke), 2289 nucleotides long. RefSeq names its product subtilisin-like protease SBT1.9. Gene Ontology annotation, molecular function: serine-type endopeptidase activity. The transcript has a single exon. The record is from RefSeq and is a predicted model, not a curated record. Bases 1 to 2289 code for a protein of 762 amino acids. NCBI's taxonomy places the organism in Eukaryota, Viridiplantae, Streptophyta, Magnoliopsida, Asterales, Asteraceae. Gene Ontology annotation, biological process: proteolysis.